This is a messenger RNA of Pseudophryne corroboree (corroboree frog), 1731 nucleotides long. It is a transcript of the gene METTL5, whose product is annotated as methyltransferase 5, N6-adenosine. Lineage: Eukaryota; Metazoa; Chordata; Amphibia; Anura; Myobatrachidae. Gene Ontology annotation, biological process: rRNA methylation. The record is from RefSeq and is a predicted model, not a curated record. Gene Ontology annotation, molecular function: rRNA (adenine-N6-)-methyltransferase activity; nucleic acid binding. The transcript has 7 exons. Bases 127 to 807 code for a protein of 226 amino acids.
AGUUGCCGAGGGAAGGUUUAUGUGAACGGACAGUUUACAUAUUGUGCUCUAACUUGGAUUUUUCACUUUGAGGCUUGUCUGGAUCGCGCUGGUUAUAGGCUGUUUAUUUGUUUUGCGUAGUAGUUUAUGUAUUUGCUUUGUAAUAUUGUUGCAUGUGGUGUGUUUCUGCAGCAUAAAGCAAUGAAGCUGAAGGAGCUUGAGGGUUGCCUGCAGCAAGUUGAUGUGUUUGAGAAUCCAAAGCUUCUCUUGGAGCAAUAUCCCACAAGACCACAUAUUGCAGCGUGUAUGCUAUACACCAUUCAUAAUACAUUUGGUGAUAUUGAAGAUAAAGUAGUCGCAGAUCUAGGCUGUGGGUGUGGAGUGCUCAGUAUUGGGGCAGCUAUGUUGGGCGCUGGAUUGUGCAUAGGAUUUGACAUAGAUGAAGAUGCUCUAGAGAUAUUUAGAACCAAUGCUGAAGAGUUUGAACUCACCAACGUUGACUUGGUUCAGUGUGACGUUUGUGCGUUGCCGUGUAACAACCUGGUGAAAUCUGUGGACACCGUAAUAAUGAAUCCUCCUUUUGGCACAAAACGUAAUAAAGGUAUGGACAUGGCUUUCCUAAAGACUGCUUUGCAAAUGGCAAGAACGUCAGUAUAUUCUCUACAUAAAACCUCUACAAGAGAACAUAUUAAAAAGAAAGCUGCAGACUGCAACGUGAACAUGGAGGUAAUAGCAGAGCUCAGAUAUGAUCUACCAGCCUCAUAUAAGUUUCACAAGAAGAAAUCGGUUGACAUUGAAGUGGAUUUCAUUAGAUUCGCAAUCAACUGACAUUCACCAUCUGAAGACUUAAAAAUACAGUUUUCCCCCUAUAAAAGAAAAGUUCCAAAAAGCAUCCAAGACAGGCAGCAGCAUAUUACUGGUUCUCAGUACCAACUUCAGUCUUCUUCUGUUUCGCCUCUGGCUCCUCAGUGGACUUGUCCUCCAGCUGCCUCUUCUUUGGACUUCCAGGUGCUUCUGCACCAUUCUUGACAUCAGCUGAUGCAGAGACUUCCGACUCUUUUUGAGGAGAUUCUGAAUGUGUUUAAUUACAAUGUAUUAGUACAUUGUGUAUAUUGUAAAUAUUUAACAGCAUCUAUAAAGACUUAAACUUCAUAAAUCAGAUACCAUUAACACAUCACCUCACAAUAUUACAGUCCAGCCACAAACCCAAUACAUUUAGUGUCGGUUCUCACUAUUGCUAAUAUGAGACACAAGGAGACCACUGAUGUUUGUGAAUACUCUUACUAAUUCAGGGAUGGUAUUUCAUACAAGCAACCUGUUGUGCAAUAGACACACACACAUACAAUAUGCCUGCUGAUCAUGUGGUUUGACAGGAUCCAGUUUUUGCCUUCUGCAAUUACUCAAAACUGAAGACUCCUUUUAAAAUUGACUUAUGGGUCUAUUUACUAAGCCUUGGAUGGAGAUAAAAUACCAGCCAAUCAGCUUCUAAUUGCCAUGCCACAGGCUGGGGUUGACAAAUGAGUUAGGAGCUGAUUGGCUGGCACUUUAUCCUACCACAGCUUAGUAAAUAGACCCCAUAGUCUAUAUAAAAAAAUAUAACAAACAAAAACCGGCCAUUGAACGCGAGGCUAGAAAGUUAGUUGUCUUUUAUAAAAACGAUGGUUAAGCAGACAUCACGUAAAUGUUAAGAAAAAUGUAACAAGGUCAUAAACGACUCAUUUCUAGACCAUAUUAAAGAAAUUGUACCUUCCA